Messenger RNA from Colletotrichum scovillei, 2149 nucleotides. RefSeq names its product cellulase. NCBI's taxonomy places the organism in Eukaryota, Fungi, Ascomycota, Sordariomycetes, Glomerellales, Glomerellaceae. Gene Ontology annotation, biological process: glucan catabolic process. Gene Ontology annotation, molecular function: hydrolase activity, hydrolyzing O-glycosyl compounds. The transcript is spliced from 2 exons. The record is from RefSeq and is a predicted model, not a curated record. Bases 974 to 2149 code for a protein of 391 amino acids.
CGGAUGGCAGGCUGGGGGGCAUUUACUCUCAGCUAACUUGCUGUUCGCAGGUUCACUGCCCCCUCCAGGGCCUCCAGUGCCUCUCCAGCUGGGCCGUUUGUGGAUGAUGGGGAAGGGGGGAUAGCAAAAGGAAGUCCACAUCUCACCUCUCGGUCCCGCCCUCCCGUUCGCUGGUGUCAUGUCAUAUAGCCCAUGGGUUGACUACUAUUCUUGGACGCUCCCUUUUUCCCAACGUAGCAUUGUCGAUGGCCUGCCAGUAGUAGAUAUGUCAUGCGGCUCCCCGCUGCCUUAUGUACAGACGGUUCUUGAUCCUUCUUCCCAGGCCUUCUUGCAACCAAAGCCCCCCCUUUCGUGUUUGCUUCGUGCUGCCCUUCGCUUCUUGGACCGCAGGUUUUUCUUCGAUUCUUCGGAUUGAGUCCUUUCUUUUUUUGACAUUAUCAAAUCAUUUCCACUUUCGCUUCUUUUUCAUUCGCUUAGGUAUCGAAUAUGUUGUCAAAGACACUUACACUUUUGGGGUUGACGGCGGCAGCAUGCGCUAGGGUGCAGUUCUUGGCAAGUCUCAUAUGAUCUACAUCAAGACUUCGGACCAAUGUGUCUAACCUUUCUUGCCCAACAGGGAGUUGCGAUAUCAGGUGCCGACUUUGGCUGUGAGAUUGAUGUAGGCCUCUCCCUCAAUACUUCAUCUCAUCCAACAAUUCGAGACUAACUCGAAGCCAGGGAAGCUGUCCAACGGGAAAAGUCCAGCUGCCUCUCAGCUCACUGGGAGGCGGCGACGGCGAAGGCCAGAUGAAUCACUUUGUCCAGAACGACAAGCUCAACAUGUUUCGACUUCGUCAGUCUACUCACAGCCUCUCUAACCAUUGAGAGUCUAAUACUGACACCCAAUACAACAGCCGUCGGAUGGCAGUUCCUCGUCAACAACCAACUAGGCGGCCAACUCAACGCCGCCAACCUUGGCAAAUACGACCAGAUAAUGCAAAAGUGCCUCGCGACCGGCGCGCACUGCAUGCUCGACAUACACAACUUUGCCCGCUGGAACGGCGGCAUCAUCGGCCAAGGCGGGCCGACAGACGACCAAUUCGUGUCUCUCUGGACCCAGCUCGCGACAAAGUACAAGGACAACGCCAACGUCGUUUUUGAGAUCAUGAACGAGCCGCACGACCUCGACGUCAAGCUCUGGGCGGCGACGUGCCAGAAAGUAGUCACCGCCAUCAGGGGCGCCGGCGCGACGUCGCAGAUGAUCUUGCUGCCGGGGACCAACUUCAACUCGGCCGAGUUCCUUGUCAGCAGCGGGAGCGCGGAGGCGUUGGCCGCGAUUACGAACCCCGAUGGAACGACGGAUAAUCUGAUUAUUGAUGUGCACAAGUAUCUUGAUCAGGAUAACAGCGGAACGCAUAGGCCCUGCACGACGGACAAUGUCGAGAGUUUCAGGACGGUGGCUGAGUUCCUGAGGGCCAAGGGACGAAAGGGGCUGGUUAGCGAAACGGGCGCCUCGAGCGAUGCUUCGUGCUUCACAACCUUCUGCGCCCAAAACACCUUCAUCAAUCAAAAUUCCGAUGUCUUCAUCGGUCUCGUGGGCUGGGCAGCCGGCAGCUUCAGCACGGACUACGUCCUCAGCCUGACGCCCAAGAAGUCUGGCAACACCUAUACCGACAACAACCUCAUGAAGCAGUGCGUCCUUGACACCUGGGCCAACACGGAGCAGAACGUCUCGACGCCCGUUGCGCCACCAGUGGCUCCAUCAUCGCCAUCGGCGGCUCCAUCAUCAUCAGCGGGCGGAGCAGCAUCACAACCCGCCGCGUCCUUGGUGCCGACGAAGCUUCCCGCUACUACCUCGCCAGCGUCGGCGGCUAUUUCUACAGCUCCAAGCUCAGCUCCGAGCUCAGCUCCAACACCGGGACCGCGACCUAGCAGCAGUAGCGGCGAUGAAGAGGGCAUCGCGCCCCCGACGACGAUUGUGAGCAUGCCGACCACGCUGCUGGUCGACCCUUCUACGCCGACACCACCGGCGGCAACGGGAGCUCGGAGCGGUAGGAAUGGGACGACUACGACGACGAGCUCGUCUCCUCUUCCGACGGCGGCGGGGUCGAGGCUAGGAGGGCUUGAUAGUCUGCUGGGACUCGGUUUGGCAGUCGCCUUCUUCCUGUAG